UGAUAUUUGAUCUAAAUUAAAUUGAAUGGUGUCAAAUUGUUGUUGAAUUACGUAAUUAAAGCACCUGAUUACCCAGAGCAUCAUGGGUGAUUCAUAGCGGUAAAAAAAAAAGUGAGCUAGCUUUUCUGGCUGGACGUCACUGAAUGACACAGUGUUCAGAGGAGGGAGGAGGGCGUUUUCCUCCUCCCUUCUUCGCUGCUGCUGCAGAUCGAUGUGACGGUGCUUGUACCUGAGGACUGAACCUUACCUGUGGAUCCUCUCGCAGCAGCAGCACCAUGGGGAUCUCCACGUCCAGUCUGCUGGAUGAGACCAAAUCCAACUACAUCAAAGGCCAGGCCGAGGCCGAGCUGAAGGAGUUCAGUCCGUACUACAGGAAGCAGUUUUCUGUGGCUCGUUUCUCUCAAGUAGAAGAUGACCUAGGGCAGCACAAGGAGAAGAUCACGCAGCUGCUCCAACAGAGGGGCGCUCCUGAGGGGGGCGAGGUGCUGUAUGAGGAAGGUGUCCUUUUCUUCGAUGACACCAGGAAGUGGAAGGAGAGGUACGUGGUGGUGAGAGCCAACUACUGCCUGGAGUGUCACGAUGGCCUGGAGACCUUUGUUAAAGGGAUUGCGCCGCGCCAGAAGCUGCUGCCUACAGGGGGCACUGUUCUGACUACAGAGGAGAAGUACAUGGCCAUGGUGGACACGUGCUUCCCUGAUGACAGCAAUGUGAAGGAGGACUUUGCUCCUCCUCUGUCGGGGAUGCCUGGACAGUUUCCCGUUUACCUGCGUCUGCCGUACCGGAGAGACUCGUACUUCUGCUUCAAACAGCAGGCCAAACAAGCCGCCUUCAUCACCAUCCUGACAGACUGCAUCAGACACCAGAACCAAGACUUCCUGAAGAAGAAGACGUGUGAAGUGCAGGCCUUCCUCAAAGCCAUCCAGCUCUACAGACAGGACAAAGACAAAUACGAGUCCUGGGACAUGCUGAUAGGAAGUGAUGUCAGGGUGAUGGCCAACGUGGUGAUGGAGCAGCUGCUGCCGUCUCUUGAGAAAGACUUGCUGCCUCGUCUCAAAGCCAAGAAGACGGAGAGGAAGAGAGUGUGGUUUGCUACGGUGGAGGCGGCGUACAUCCUGAUCCAGGAGCAUCUGUUGGAGGGACUUUCCGCACUGAAGGAGGAAUGUCGAACGUCUGUCCGACAGCAGGAGGUGCUCCUCCACUCCGACAUGGACCAGAUCCUCAGCUCCAGACUGCAGCUGGAGGAAAAAGUCAGAGCCAAAGUAUCGGAGCCAGCAGAGAAGCUGUGCUGCGAGUCCGUCCAGCCGUACCUGGGCUCAGUCCUGGAGGAGCUGAUGGAGCCGGUCAGCUCUGGUUUCCAGGAGGGACGGCAGCUGAGUGAAAACAUGAUGGACCAGGUGUGUCAGGACGUCCUGAUGGUGGUGGACAACGAGCAGCUGAAGAAGGCUCUUGCUAACAUGGCGAGACCGAACCUGCUGAGCUGCUACCAGAAGAUCGGCUCUCUGCAGGAGAAACUGCAGCACCUGCAGGAGAGAUUUGGGUUUUCCAACAUUAAAGGAGUGAUCCACAGCGCUCAGAUCGACCUGCAGCAGCUGAAUGAGAAUGCAUCCUACACGUUUGAGCAGCUGCUCCACAAAGCCGUCCAAGACAACCCUGACAACCCCGGCUCUGCCAUCGAGAAGGCCAAACACAGAGUGCUGAAGCAAUAUGACUAUGACAGCAGCACAGUGAGGAAGCGGAUCUCCAGGGAGGCUCUCGUCGCCAUCACUCUGCCCUUCAUCAAGAAGAACCUGGCUCCCACCUGCAAAACUGAGCUUCAGAGUGUGGAGCAGUUCAUCUACGCCGACCACUCCGACUUCAUCCAUGUCGAGAACGUUUAUGAGAGCGUCCUCCUGCAAACUCUGGACAAGGAGGUCACCAAAGUGGUGAAGGAGGCUGCGAGCCUGAAGAAGUACAACCUGUUUACAGACAGCAGAGACCUGCUCAGUCAGUCCAGCCGCUCCAGCCUCUCCUCCCCAUCCGCCUCCACUCCAAACAGCCCCGCCAUGGGGCUCGCCUCCCCCUCCAAAACCUCCUCUGAGCCCCAGCCCGCUUCUCCUCUCGCGGUCAGCGGUCUGUUGUCAAGCCCCCAGAAGGAAGAGAAGCUGGAGAACAGCGUGCUGCGUAGCGAAGCCUCGACGGACGCGGCCGUCAUUGAGACACCUCUGGGGAAGGUCGAAGAAAUAGAUGCAGCUCAGAGUGUCGCUGUCAGUGAGGAGGCAACGCCACCCGAAGCAGAAGAAGUCGUCCAAACUGUGAAAGCAGAAGCGAGCACCCCUGUUGCACUGGAGACUCCAGCUGUAGCAGAUACAACCAACCAGAGUGAGACGCAGGAAGCGAAUGUAGAAGCAGCUCCAGAGACUGAGAUCCAGGAAGAUGUGUUUUCUGUCGAAACUGAAGCAGUCGAUGCGGCUGCUGAGCCGCAGAGCACAGACGCUCCGAAAGAGGCAGAAAUCAUUUUGUCAGAAAUCCCCACUGUUGUAGAAAGCAUAAAGACAGACGCAGCAGCAGCAGCACAGAUAGAAGCUCCUGUACCAAGUUCUGAUCCUACUAAUGAACCAGAAAACGCUUCUGCAGAAGGUGCUGGUUCCCAAACUGUGGCCAGCAGUGAAGAAGAGACACACUGUGGAAGCUCAGAAAUCAAGUUAGAGGCUCCCUCUAGUGGUCUACUGCCUGCAAUCACAUUUGAAGACAUCAGUUUGGACAUGAAGAGACAGGAAGCAGAGCCAGGGAAUGUCUCAAACGCUAAUUCUAUGAACGUGUCAGUGGGAAGUGAGUCGGCCCCGUCGGAUGUGGAGUCCAUGGAGGAAGAAAAAACUACGCAACGCAGCGAGGACGAAGUCUCAACGACCUCUGACGUCCUGGAGGACGAGGCUGACAUCAGUACGUCUCCCGUGAGCUCAGACGAUCACGCUCAGGACAAAACCUUGGUCAACGAGACGUUCCCCGAGGCCCAGACAGAAGCUGUGAGCGGGGACGUAGAGGCAGGUGCCAGCAUGGUGGAGGCAGAAGAUGCUCCAACCUCUCAGUGUCCUGAGCCCGCCCAAAAAGAAACCUCCUCCAGCCCUGACGCUCAGCCCGUUGGCUGCAUCAGGGAGAUCCGUGACCUGGUGUCGGAAGUGAUCGAGGUGGAGGAGCUGAUGAAGCUUUACCCCAGUGGAGUUCCAAAAGAGGAGGAAUGAAGCAUCGCAACUGCAUUACUGUGCUUUCAGCAAGACGAGGGACAAAAUGAUGAAGUGUGUUCUGCUGGUGAAACUGAUUAUUACCUGAAUUAUUACUGAACGGUAGCCUGAAACUGUCCUGGAGUCAAAACAUUUGUUCUCAGCAGAAACAGGAAAAGAAACAUUCACAAAAGCUUCCAUGAACUUAAAAAAAAAAACGCUUAUGCAUGACAUUAUGGUAAAUUAUUUAUACAAAUCAAUAUAAUCCGCUGUGUCAGGUGUAUAAAAC
This is a messenger RNA of Cottoperca gobio, 3486 nucleotides long. It is a transcript of the gene niban1a, whose product is annotated as niban apoptosis regulator 1a. The record is from RefSeq and is a predicted model, not a curated record. The transcript is spliced from 14 exons. The coding region runs from base 276 to 3218 and encodes 980 amino acids. Lineage: Eukaryota; Metazoa; Chordata; Actinopteri; Perciformes; Bovichtidae.